UGUGACAUUUUCUUGUUACUAACUAUUUCACGAUCAACUGUUAGUGGUAUUAUACCAAAGUGGAAGCAACUGGGUACAACAGCAACUCAGCCACCAAGUGGUAGGCCACAUAAAAUGACAGAGCGGGGUCAGUGCAUGCUGAAGCACACAGUGCGCAGAACUCGCCAACUGUCUGCAGAGUCAAUAGCUAAAAACCUCCAAACUUCGUGUGGCCUUCAGAGAGCUUCAUGGAAUGAGUUUCCAUGGGCCGAGCAGCUGCAUCCAAGUCUUGAAUCACCAUGUGCAAUGCAAAGCGUCGGAUGCAGUGGUGUAAAGCACGCCACCACUGGACUCUAG
Molecule: messenger RNA, 336 nt
Organism: Staurois parvus
Lineage: Eukaryota; Metazoa; Chordata; Amphibia; Anura; Ranidae
Source: the annotation of a GenBank genome assembly